Pecten maximus is the source of this 1917-nucleotide messenger RNA. RefSeq lists its product as uncharacterized. The transcript is spliced from 4 exons. Lineage: Eukaryota; Metazoa; Mollusca; Bivalvia; Pectinida; Pectinidae. The record is from RefSeq and is a predicted model, not a curated record. The coding region runs from base 97 to 1239 and encodes 380 amino acids.
CCUCGUUUGUUCCGAAUACACGCUUUCCCGGGAAUCUGAAAACUUUCUCGAUGUAAUCUAGCCCCCACGAUAGCUGCAUAACACAAAGAAAAGGUUAUGGCAACAGCCCCAAAGUCAAGAAGGAGAACAGUACAACCACAUGUGGCUGUUGAUGAUGAUAUCAGACUUCAGCUUUUUGGCUGGAAGGCUACCUACAACCAAAGAGCUGUUCUUGUAAGGGUGAUGUGCAAAGGGGGCAAAAGCAAAAUGGACAGUGGUAUCCAGUUUGUGAAAUUCAUUGACAGGGAAAUCAUUAAUCGGUGUGAAUAUCCUGACCGAAUGCGAGAAGAGUAUUCUGAAUUUAGUUAUAUGGGCUCAAAUGUGUCUUUGGAUAAUUUCUAUGAUCUUCUGAAGGAAUAUCAUGAAUUAAGAGAUUUCAAUCUCAGUGCUAUGUGGGAAGACAUAUUUACAAUUGUGGAGCAGCGUGGAUAUUAUUACACACCAGGAAGAGAUGGCGGGUGGAAGUCGAAAGAGUGGACAAGGGAAUUGCAAGAAAAAUACAACAUACUGUCAACAGAGCAAAAGAUUUUCCUGACAACAUUUGAAACAGCACUGAAGUGUGAUAUGAGGAAGGGGGAAGCUAAGACCUGGAUGACAAAAAUGGUCGAGCUGAUGAAAUCUGGCACAGACGAGGCACUCGGGGUAGUAUUAACUCUGGAACCAUCACUGCAUGACAACACUAAUACAGAGUUGGAAGUGAUUAAUGGUGACCAACACGAGGAUUUUCAGAAUUUGUUUCUGCCUUAUAAUCAGCCUCUUAAAUAUUCUUCAGCAACAUCAGAUUUAUUUGAGGAUUCCGAGGACUCCGAGGAAAACAUUUCGAAAAUUCACCGCUUCACUGUAGUGCCAGAUUUUUGUGUCCUGCUUCCUGACUAUCCUGGCGUAUUUCCAUUGGUCACUGAAAUGAAAUCGGCGAAUUGUGAACUUCAAGGGUUGACCCGAAAUAUAGGGCAGUUGCUGUCAAAAAUGCACUUCCAGGAUAUCGUUUUUGGGGUUGUCAUAACACCAACUGCAUACAUUUUGUCUGUAAUAAGGAAGAGUGACAAGACAAAUGAACUGCUGUUUCAAAGGGCAGUGGUAGAUUUGACAACUGUAGAUUCAGAUGGAAACUUAACACUUAAUCUCAACAACUUCAAAGAAUUGUGUACGUUUGUUUAUCGUGUCUUGAAGUGGAGUUUGCUAACAAAAUGCCAACUGUAGUAAAAUUACAGGAAAGUUUACAUAUUAAUCAUUUUGAUCUUUCCAUAUGUGGUUGUGUUAUACAUCCUGCAGUAAAGCUGGACUAAGACAGGAGCUGACUGACACACAGUGGAUUGAUAUAUUUAUGGGUGUUUCCACAAAACUGAUAUGGAUGUUUUUACUACCAGAUUUAAAUAUUGUAUCUACUUGAGAAUAUUAAAUUGUUUCCAAAAAAAGAGAAAAAAGUUAUGUAUUAUGUUGUAGUUUAUGCAUGUAGAGUAUCUGUGUUAGCUCACACUAAGGUCUUGUGAGCUUACUUAUGCCAUGGUACACAGUUGUCUGUAGUUGGGCUGUUCAUCAACUAUUUCUUUUUUAAAUUAACUGCUUCUUAUCUGGAAUACCUUAAUGGAUUUUGACUUAAUCAAGCCCAGAGUUACUCAUGUAUGAAGGGGAAUGCGUUUCAUAUUAAGUUUAAUAUAACAAUGGCUCUGAACCCCUGACAACAGAUCUAGAGGGAAGUCGCAAAACUAAUCACUUUACUCUGUUCACAUAAAGAGAUAUUGAUCAAAUUUAUUCAAAUUUUAUUACCUUAAACUUCAUGAUCACUGUGAUUAGACUUUACUGACAAAUUCAUUUAGUAAGCUGCAGAACAGGUGAUUGAUUAAGCUCCAUCAUUUCAGCGAUCCAGUCAGUGGCUAU